GGAGCUUUCGUAGCUUCCGUUGCAGGCAGGUUGGGUCAACGUUGGUCGGGCAGGCAAUCAGGGAGGAGUAAAGGAAGUCUGCUAUCAACUAGGUGUGACACACAGUCACGCAUCGCGUUCGUAUGAAGAGAUGACAUAACGUCGCAAGCUAAGCACGGUCAACUUGCGGCUCCAUCAUGCUGAAGUUCAACGACCAAGUGCGAGAGUUCGUUAAAGAUGUCAACGCGUUCCUAACUGUAGAUUUGCAGAAUGAGAAGCUGUCGCCAGCCGCGUCAUCGGCAAGAACGGAACUUCAGCUAAAACUGCAGCGGUUAUGUCAGGAGUAUCCACGUCUCCUGCUGUCCCUCGACAUUACAAGCGCCGAGCAAAUGCAGGGCUGGAAACUUCCUCGGCCUCUUUCAAGCCCGCAUCCUUACAUCGACAUGCAGAUUGGAGGCGCGCUGGCGCCGCGGGAGGUGUCAGUAGAGAAUCAGACAACCGCUGACGAUUCAAACGAUUAUGUUUACUCUGAGGCUGUGCUACUGGAAAGCACCCCUGGGGAGGUGACUGAACCAAUAGCUGCAAAACCACCAAAAGCAGCUUUGUCAAGGGCUUCAUCGGAGCUUGAAGAACAGACUGAGGAUGGCCCCCUUAUUGACAUACCAGCAAGUGAGAUGUCCAAGGCUGACAAGACAGGCUUCCUCGAGAAAAAAGGAAAAGAGAGGCUGGGAGGCUUGCUUAGUCCAUUCCAGAAGCGCUGGUGUGCUGUCCGGGAUGGCGUCCUCUUCCUGUACGAGAAGCCAACUGACAAGCGUCAGAAGGGGCAGAUAGCACUGACAAUGUACGAGGCACGACCAUUUGUCUAUGCCUCCAAAGAUGCUUCCAAGAAGGAUGCUGCCUUUGAAAUUGUCUGUCCUGGCAAGAAAACCUAUCAGUUCAUUGCUUUCAACACAAAAGACAUGAAGCAGUGGAUUUCGGCCAUUGAAAAGAACAGUCAAGUUUCUGCAUCCACAUCAUCUGGAGAUUUGCACCACGAAAAUGCUGCAGAUGUGCGCCAGCCACCUACGCAGUCAUCUGCAAGCAAGUUGCCUUUACCAAGUCCUCGUCAGGAGCUGACACGUGUCCCAUCAGCGCCAAUCACGUCUGAGGCAGACAGAGAACUUGAGUAUGAAUACGUUGAAGGCCAGACAACCAUGACUGCUGUAGAAGAUGAAGAGGAGCCGCUUUAUGAAGACGGAGAAAGCUACUUUUCUGACGACACAAAGACAAGUAGCCAGACAGACGAGGAAGUGACAAGUGAUUAUGAAAGCUGGUACCAGGCCAUCUGGGACUGCCACGCAGGACAACCUGAUGAACUUUCCUUCAAACGUGGUGACUUGCUUAAAGUUGUGAGCAAAGAGUACGACGAGCACUCCUGGUGGGUUGCCAAGGCACGGGGCAACAAGGGAACAGUGGGCUUUGUGCCAAAGACAUAUCUGAUGGCAGCCUAUGAGAAGGUGCAGUGAUAUUCUGGUGGAUGCAUCUUGCAUCAUUGGGCUGAAAAGUCACAUUUGGUGUGCUACUCACUGAAAUGGAUGUGGAGAAGUGCAAUGUUUAAGACUUUCCCGUACUCUUUGCAUUCAUGGAGUACUGCAUAGCAGUUGUCAUAAAAAUGAAAGAGUGUGUCUACCUUGUCAACAUCACAAAUUUAACAGGCCAAAAGGCAGUUUUUUAAGCUUGUUUUAUUGCACUGGGCCCAUAUCGUCCAACUUUGAAGCAUAAAAUUUAUGUUUCUUGUGGAGAAAUAAAAAGUUUAUCCUCCACUA
Molecule: messenger RNA, 1784 nt
Organism: Dermacentor silvarum
Lineage: Eukaryota; Metazoa; Arthropoda; Arachnida; Ixodida; Ixodidae
Product: src kinase-associated phosphoprotein 2-like
Exons: 7
Coding region: 177-1484 (435 amino acids)
Cellular component (GO): cytoplasm; plasma membrane
Molecular function (GO): protein binding
Source: RefSeq, a predicted model, not a curated record